UAAUGAUUACUAAGCCUCUCUUCGAUUUAAUGAGAAAAUCCAUUUGCACUCAGACUUUGCUUAGCUACUACUGCAGGAUGAUGUCGAAAUGGGUAGCAAUGAUGGUUUAUACAGUUCUUAUCCAAUGGAAACGGACCUAUGGUGGCGUUUUAGAUUGCACUCCUACCAUGUCUAAUAGAUCAGUGUGGUUGUCAAGCACAAACUCAUCGGUGAACAUUUCAAGUCCUACAGCAUCUUUUUUAACCUCGUCGGUUUAUUGUUCGUGGAAAGCGUUCGUUCCCUUAGGAUACCAGAUUAAAGUUCACUUCAGUUCCUUCAACAUAACAAACAGUUCGAACUGUUUUAAGGCGUCUGUAGAAAUAGCCGAAGUGCGAGACGAUGUUCACAAAGUCCUAGGUCGAUAUUGCGGAAAAAUACCUAAUGACGUCUUCUCUACGUACAACUUGAACACUCUCACGGUAACAUACACUGCAUCAAUUGAGCCUGGGCAGACACAUCAAGGAUUUUAUGCCUCAUUAAUGCUGGUGUCACCAGCGGAGUGUAGCCAAGAACAUGACCCCGAUGCAAACAAUAACAUAAUGAGGAGCGGCACAAAUGGCACCAUUCAAAGCCCUCUUAAUACAUUGUCUCACAACAUCGAUACGAAAUGCCGCUGGACUAUAACAGUACCCAGCGGUCACCGUAUCAAGCUUAACUUCAGCGUGUUCCACCUGGGGGAAAUCGCAGGGCAGGAUACUUGCGAUGGAGUUGAUUACGUGGAUGUGCGAGAUAGCUACAAUGAUAAUGACCCACCCUAUGGAAAGUUCUGUGGAAAUAAUAAACCUUCUACAAUAUAUUCAGUCGGACCAAGGAUCGUCGUAACGUUCAUAUCAGACGGGAAGAAACCUUUACGGGGGUUCUCCGCUAAGUUCUCCGCUAAGUUUGAAGCAAUUUCCGGAGGUGUAUGUACCCCCAACAACAGAAUCAUUCAACUUAAUCUGACCCAAAAUUCAGUGGGGCGUUUAUCGUCACCAGAUUACCCUCUCCAAUUACCUUCUGUCAGCUCGUGUUUUUGGCGACUGAAGGCACCCGAUGGCUACUGUGUUAAGCUUUCUUUCACCUCGCUGAAUAUUAAAGGAGAAUGUGAAGAAGAGGGUCAUCGAGAAGAGCUAAUGCGAGUCGAUGAUUACUUCACCACCGACUUUGGCAGUGUUACUUCUUUUUGGGGUCACUUUUGCAAAGAUGUCCAACCGCAAGUGAUAUACUCAACACGAAAUGAACUCCAAAUUUUUUUCACUUCUAACUAUUCAAAUGGAAAGGAUUACAGUAGUGAUAAGCCAGUGGAUCCCAACUCGGCCACCGGCUUUUAUGGAACUUACCAAGUUACUCCGCAAGGUCAUACAAGCCGUUGUCGAACUGAUUCAAACAAAGAAAAUUUCAUUACAUUGAAAGGUAGCAGAGGUUCUCUGGUAAGCCCAGGGUAUCCAAAUUCCUAUCCCAUAAUUACUUGUACCUGGCGUCUUGUCGUUCCGGAUGGUCAUAUUCUAGAAAUGGACGUACAAGAUUUUGAAAUGUCUUGCGAUGGAAAGAGCAAACUACAAGUCGGUCAGGAGGUCUUCUGUGGUUCCAAAAAACCUCAAGGCCUUUUGACAUCUGAUUCCGACUUAACCGUGAGGAUGAUUGUAACAGAGUCGCAAAAUAACCGCGGCUUUCGUGCGGAGUUUGUAACAAAAGAGAAAGAAGUAGACGCGGCAUCGAUCGUUCCGUGGAUAGUGAUUCCAGUCAUUGUUGUGGCGAUUUGCGUGACAAUGGUGGUAAUAUGGAGAAGGAAGACAGCAGCUGAGCGUGACCGCCGAGGGUCUUCAUUCAAAGCCAGUAUAAUAAAGCGGAUGAGAACACAGUCAACAAACAGUCAGUUUUAAACUAAAUGAAAUACACAAUGUGAACAAAACAGUUUAAAUGCCGAAGAAUCAUGAUAUGCGCGGCUGACCAAGUGGUAACCGAAAAGAACGAAGUGCGCCAUUUUCACGAAUAAGCAUUUGAAGCACAGUGGUCCUGGCUUCACUGGAAAAGAAUGUAGUUGGUUUAGCUAGGAUAAUGAAGUGCACAGCCUUUAGUGGAAACCAUGCAUGAAUUAAGAGUAAAAGAGAAAAUAUUUCCAGGUCCCGCCAAACUUCUUGUAAGUGGGUUUUCACUGCCCAUGUAUAUAAUGUACAAUUUUGGAAGUUCCUCUUAAAAUCAGAUAUUCUCUUUAAAAUCAAAAUAUAUGGAUUAAUAAAAUUGAAUCAAAACGGUCAUAAGAAAUUGUAGGUAAAAAGUUGUUUCCACUUUUUUCGUUUUCGUUUGUUUCCAGCCACAGGAACCUAAUUACUCAACGCGCAUGCAAUAGAGUUGUAAAAGCAGUAAAUGUUACAGGCGAUACCUGUUAGUAUAGUACCACUGUGCUCUGUUUUAGUGUUUCCCAGUUCGUCCGUGUCAACUGAGAAACAUCCCGACCUCACUCUCUUAGCAGUUAACAACAAAAGGUUGUAAAAACCUGUCACAAAAGCAAAAAUAUUUUUAAACAGAAGCUGGAGGGAGUGAGAAGGUACCUGGGCACAACGGCUAUAAUUGAAACUUAUGAGAUGUUGUACUUGCAAAACUGAAACUGAGAAUUAAAUAUCAACGAAGAAACCUACACAAAUGUUCCUACCCAAAGAAAAAUUACGCGGAAAGGAAUUAAGGUUGGUGGAAAGAAUUUGAAAACAAGAGAGAUGAUGUCCGUACAAUGUACAAAUGUAACUGAGAAUGCACCAAUGAAAUAACCGGGAGAGCGCCCACAGUAUUUAGCAGAGGGUGCGGCAAAAAAGGUAAUUAAUAAAAUCGCAGAGAGCAAUA
Molecule: messenger RNA, 2856 nt
Organism: Pocillopora verrucosa
Lineage: Eukaryota; Metazoa; Cnidaria; Anthozoa; Scleractinia; Pocilloporidae
Product: tolloid-like protein 2
Source: RefSeq, a predicted model, not a curated record